Histoplasma capsulatum G186AR is the source of this 2263-nucleotide messenger RNA. RefSeq lists its product as uncharacterized. The transcript has 3 exons. The record is from RefSeq and is a predicted model, not a curated record. Gene Ontology annotation, cellular component: membrane. Lineage: Eukaryota; Fungi; Ascomycota; Eurotiomycetes; Onygenales; Ajellomycetaceae. Bases 1 to 807 code for a protein of 268 amino acids.
AUGCAGUCCAUGAACGUUCUCAUGGGCGCAGACCCAGCCCAUGACAAACUGCACCACUUUGAAACCUCCUGGUUAUUCUCCCCACUUGUCUUCGGAGUGCUACGUCUGAUCAUCUUUUUAUACUGCCUGUUGGUCCUCAUAAUUGUAUUCGCAUUGGAGAGCUCCAUGGGUAGAGGGUUCCUUAACAGGCAAUCCUUCAGUUAUUUCACCUCCCUGGCGUUCAGUGGUGUUCAGUGGUACUUCCUCGUUUCUGGCGUCCAUUCGCUCCUCUAUGCCUUUAAAGGACGGUCUGUGCUCUUCGACAAGUGGCCCCGAUGGCUACGCUCCUUGCAUAGCCUGUAUUACACCACUGUUGUGUGCUACCCUUUCGUGGUCUCGGCGAUAUAUUGGUCGAUCUCCAAACAUGCUCUCCCACCCUUCUUCGCUCUAUUUGAGAUUAUCUUCUCAACGGCACGUCCACCGCCAGUGUUCCAUCUUGCGUUGCUGGCCGUCAUCCUUCUCCUCUACUUGGGUAUUGCUUACAUCACCCACGCAACCCAAGGUUUCUGGGUAUACCCAUUCCUCAGGCCUCGCCCUGGCAGACACGGGGCCAGUGUGGCAAGCUACCUCGCCAUUAUCGCCGCAGUCCUCGUUCUCACCUUCGCGUUGGUAUGGGGCAUCAGUUUCAUUAGGAAGCGGCUGGUGGGCUCAAAGACGAAAUACGCCAAGACUGAUCCUGAUCAUUCGAAUGCAGCGCGUGAGGGCAGUGACCCAGAUACCGAGGUCGCUCAAGACGUCCUUGACGCUAGUGUUGAAGAGACCAAGUGAUGACGACGGGAAGUGUUGACAUCGUUCCUUUUGUUAUUAAUUUUCCGUUCUCCCAGGCCAUUUAUUAUUAUAUUAUAUAUAUAUUUUUAAUGAUUUUCAAAGACGAUACAAUCGGUUCUGGCUCCUGGAUUUAUGGCUAAUGGAUGGAUGUAAUGAUGCUGCCGAAUUUACAUGUAUUUCGUUAUAUAUAUGCGCUUGUUUGCAUCUCUUUUCAUGGCACGCGCAAAAUCAAGUAAUGAGAUGAGAAGAGAGGGAAACAAAAUUGACAUUCGAAACGCCACCCAAAUACCACGUUGAAAAAAAAAGAGGAGAAAGAGCCAAGUCAUUUUCCAAAACUCCCAAUAACGCAACCCCAUUCAUACCGCAACAGCACACUGCUGGUGAGCCCUGAAGCCCCAGGGUGGAUGUAAAGUGUCAGUGCACUCACGACCACAGGCUUCACAAACCCACCACCUCGGACCCCAAGAUGGCAACGCCUUCGAACAAUGUCUACAUGCAAAAUCAUCGCGAUGCUUUCUGUGCCUCAGUUUGCGUCUCAUUCUGGUUUUCUCACGCUCGCGCAGCUGCGCCAGACACUGGCUGUCGGGAAGGGUUUUGCAUAUGCUGCACAACAGGCAGCUAUUUCCGAACGGGCUUGUGUCAAAACUUCCUCUUGAGCCAUGAACGUUACCUUAGCACGAGGAACAGUAGGGCUGGCAGGUUUCUUCGUGGAGGGUGUCGAGUUGAGGUCUGGUAAAGGCCCUUGACUCGCCGCAUGACUGGGUUAUGAGAGGAUCCUGUUAGCGGUAUACUGAUAGUGGGAAAUGGGUUGCGAUGGCAAGGGGGAGGGAAUUUAUCAUACUCCACAUAUGGGAAACCGGCAUAAGAAGCACCCGGUUUUUGUAUCGCUAUCACAGGUAUAUACCCUAAGGAUGCCCCGCUCACUGCCGAGAUGGCCAUCUGGGAAAACCGUCUGUCGCAUUUCCUUUGAUGUCAAGCUCAAGUUUACUAGGUCCUGAUAGUGCAAGUGUUGGGCGACAAGAGUCAGAAUAUCGAUAUGCAGGAACCUUGCCAGUGGUUUCCUUUGGUUUUUGGAUUUGCACUGGACCUCUUUAGGUUCUGGAGGCUGAUGGCGUUUGGAUGUUGUAAAGGAUUGAGGAAAUUGAUGGCGCACUUCCCGAACGGGCAUGUAGACCAAUUGGCUCAUUUUGUUAAUGCAACGAAGACGGAAGCGUAAUUGCGAUUGCACAGGCCUAGGCAAGAAAUGUAUUGAAUAUCGGGGAACUGUAGCGACAAUUUCACAGAUAAAAUAUGGGAUGAGAGAUAAAACUCUAAGCGCGGUAAAGAUGUACGGCUCCUUUCUUCUUCUUUCAGGGCGCAUAUCUGAUCGAACGACCCUGAUCGAGAUAGCCAUGCUAACGAUGAUGUUAAAGAAUGAAACUAGAAUAUAUAUAACCCUGAAUUCCAUUAAUUGCUG